Molecule: messenger RNA, 4474 nt
Organism: Klebsormidium nitens
Lineage: Eukaryota; Viridiplantae; Streptophyta; Klebsormidiophyceae; Klebsormidiales; Klebsormidiaceae
Source: the annotation of a GenBank genome assembly
UGGAUUUUCAAAGUGCGCCCUUCAAAGUUCAAGUUGGUGCCAGACUGAGACAGCGGACCAAGUAAGGCUGUGGGUUCUCUCUGCCCUCUUGGAAGUUGGAGAAGGAGGUGGCGGCCGUACCAGUCGCAUGCACCUUUCUUGGAGUUCACAAAAAGGGAACGUCGGUGCUGUUGGCAGGUGCUGGAUUCGGCUCACCAUCUGACAGCCUACUAGUCCAGUGGGGGCCGCAGACAAAAACGCAAGGAAGUUGAAACCCAGUUGUUCCACUGUACCGAUUCCAUAGGUGCCUCCCAGUCUGCGGCUCUGUUCCUGAUACUCUUACUAUUGUAGGCUGGUUACAUUCUAGGGUUUGCAAAUCAGGUCAGCUUUUUACGUCGUGGCAAGCCACUCCAUCUGUGACCGUUAGUAUCGAAAGGGUCGGAACGUCUCUGGCUCCAGUGAAUUGAAGCGAUCUUAGAUCAGUGCGCUAUGGCGAGCAAAGUGAGCCGCGAAGCCAUCGGCAUGAUGCGAGCAAUCUUGGGCGAGGGCCCCUCAGAAGCCGAGCUCAUCCGCUGCCUUUACAUGGCCCGCUCUGAUGUCGCCCUCGCAAUCAACCACUACAUGGAUUCAGCGAGCACUUCAUACGCACGAGUGCCCCCCCCUCGGAGGACGUCUGGGCCCCCCCCAGCUGAAGAAGCCAAAGCGGAUCCCCCUAGAACAGGAGAGCAGGACGAGAGAGCGCAAAUUGGGGGUAAUGCAGAAGGGCAGACGGAAGUCUAUCCUGAGACCCCAGGGAGGGGUGUAGUCGAUGGUGAAAUGGAGAGGGAGGAGUGGGGAGGCGGAGAAGGCGAAGAAUUGGAUGGGAAUUUGGGAUCUGGUCCGCUCUCUUCCUCCCAUCCAGAAGCAAACGCUCGUGCUCAAAGAUUGUCAGGAGACACGGACCACUCCAUUCCCGAUCCUGCCGCUGGGCAAGCGCUUCCCGCUGGGGAACCUUUCAGAGAGCCGGCUGAGGUCAGAAUGCCCGUCGUUGACAUAAGCCAACACAGGCCCCGACUGCCGAGCAAACCGGCACACCCGGGGGGGAGUGUUCGGACGCCGAUCGAUGUGGGCCCUGACACCGAGCUUCCAGCGCCCUUCUUAGCGCGCGCUAAGAAGCAGAACCAGCGCCGGGGUGGGUCCGGCGAAUGGUGGCUUCUACGGGAAACGCAGGUUGUCGGGUACUCCACAACAAAGGGACGUAAGCUCGGGCCGGGGGACGAGGUCACUUUCGCAUUUCCCAAGCAGGGAGGGAGCAAGGCGGAGAAGAAGAAGCUUCCGUUCCGGGGGGGUAAACCUGCUGGCCAGAGCAUGGAGAUCGUCAGGUUCUCGACCAGUAGGGCCGGUGAGGUGGGGCGUCUGCCGGGGGACUUAGCGAAGUGUCUGAUUCCGCUAGUGGGGGAGGGGAAGGUGAAAGUGGAGGGGCAGUGCAUCGCGGCGCCCGACGCGCUGACUAUGAUGUGCAACGUGGACUUGUCUAUAAGAAUCUAUGUCAGCCGCUCCCUCUUCACCAAGCCCGGCACUGGUCCCUCGGCAAACGCCAACUCCGCCCUCUCAGAGACGACCACCGGCCACCCGUUCUCCUCCCUCCUCGAGCAGCUCGACAUGCGCCCGUUCCAGAGGGCCCAAUUCACACCAGAGGAUUUUUUCACCCGGAAGAGGGCACUUGCCCUGGAAGGCGACGGGAACGAGAAUAGGCCCAAGAGGGCCUGUGUGGCGGGUCAAACGGCGGUGCCGGUCCUAAACGGAGCGGAGGCGGGGACAGAGGAAGCGGAGGUGGUUUUGGACGAUAAGGAAGUGGACCGCUUGGUGGGCAGCUCGGAUAUGGAGGGACUAGAGGAGAUGGAGCCCGCCCCCGAGAUGCUCUCCAAGCUGCGGGCGUAUCAGAAGCAAGCCCUCUGGUGGAUGUCGAACCUCGAGUCCGGGGACGGCUUAGAAGAUGCGGAGAAGACGCUCCACCCGUGCUGGGAGGCUUAUAAGUUAUCGGACCGGCGGACGCCGUUUUACCAUAACGUGUUCAGCGGAGAGGUCACGCUCGACUUCCCGAGCGCGCUGACGACUGCGAGGGGAGGAAUCUUGGCGGAUGCGAUGGGGCUUGGGAAAACGGUGAUGACGAUAUCGUUGAUCGUGACGAACCGUGGCAGGGGGGGAGACACCCUCACCGACGCCGCCCGGCCUGCCGGGGACGCCUUCGGGGGGGCAAACGAAGCAGGCGGGGCCUCUCCCCUGCACGACGAAAAUCUCGAGGGGGGCACUGACGCAGCCAGGUUGCAGAGCCACCAGCAGGCGGGGCCACUGAGUCCUCCCCCCCUGGAGAGCACGAAAGUCCACCCCCUGGAAAGCAGAAGAAAACGAGCGCGGCGAGGAGGGGGCACGCUGAUCGUCUGCCCGAUGACGCUGCUCUCGCAGUGGAAGGCCGAGGUCGAGGCCCACGUGGCGCCCCGGGCGCUCUCAGUGUACUGCUACUACGGCACCGACCGCGCGCGCGAGCGGCGGGUGCUGACGUCAGCGGACGUCGUCAUCACGACGUACGGGGUGCUGGCGUCGGAGUGCGGGCAGGAGAACUUUCUGGAGGACGGUCCGGUGCAUUCCGUGCACUGGUUCAGGGUUGUGCUGGACGAGGCGCACAGUAUCAAGGCGAGCAAGACGCAUUCCGCGAAGGGCGUGUUUCACCUGACGGCGGACCGGCGGUGGUGUCUGACGGGAACGCCGAUCCAGAACAAGCUGGAGGACAUCUUCAGCCUGCUGCACUUUCUCAGGGUGGAGCCGUGGGCGAACUGGGGUUGGUGGAACAAGCUAAUCCAGCGGCCGUACGAGGAGGGCGACGAGCGAAGCCUGAAGCUCCUACAGGCGAUCCUGAAGCCGCUCAUGCUGCGGCGCACCAAAGACACCACCGACAAGGACGGCAACCCCAUCCUAGUUCUCCCCCCCGCCGACAUGGCGGUCGUCGAGUGCGAGUUCAACGCAGAGGAGCGCGACUUUUACGACGCCCUCUACACCAAGUCCAAGCGCAAGUUCGACAGCUUCGUGGAGGCGGGCAAGGUGCUGCACAACUACGCCUCCAUCUUGGAACUGCUCCUACGGCUGCGCCAGUGCUGCGACCACCCGUUCCUGGUCCUGAGCCGCGGCGACACGUCCGACUACUCCGACCUCGACAAGCUCGCCACGCGUUUCCUCAAGGGCCCCCCCAAACCGCGCAACCCCCCCCGCUCGCCGUCGCCAAUUCCCACCAACGGCCCGGAGGGAUCCCCCGAGCCUGAGGCGGCCGCUGUGAAUAGGCCCUCCAAGGCCUACAUCACGAACCUGCUGGAGGAGUUGAAAGCGAAGGGGGGGAAGGUCGAGUGUCCGAUUUGCAUAGACAGUGCGGAGGACGGGGUAUUAACACCGUGCGGGCACGCCAUGUGCCGGGAGUGUCUGUUCAACUGUUGGCGGUCACCCGCGGGGGGGCUGUGCCCCGUCUGCAGGCAACCGGUGCAGCGCCCCGAGCUGAUCACUCUGCCGAGCGACAGCCGGUUCCAGAUCGACGUGGAGGCGCAGUGGCAGGAGAGCGCCAAGGUGCGCGCGCUCUUCGCGCACCUCGAGGAGCUGCGGCCACGUGGCGAGAAGAGCAUCGUGUUCAGCCAGUGGACCGCCUUCCUGGACCUCCUCGAGAUCCCGCUCAAAAGGCGGAAGUUCGUGUACGUGCGCUUGGACGGCACGCUGUCGCAGCCGCAGCGCGAGAAGGCGAUCAAGGACUUCACCGACCGGCCUGACGUGGGGGUGAUGCUCAUUUCGCUCAAAGCGGGGGGCGUGGGAAUCAACCUUACGGCGGCAAGCAAUGCUUUCCUCCUGGACCCUUGGUGGAACCCCGCGGUGGAAGAACAGGCGAUCAUGCGCGUGCACCGGAUUGGGCAGACGAAGAACGUCACGAUCCGGCGGUUCAUUGUCAAGGGUUCCGUUGAGGAGCGCAUGCAGCAGGUCCAAGCACGGAAGCAGAAAAUGGUGAACGGCGCGCUCACUGAUCAGGAGAUGAAGUCCGCUCGGAUAGAGGAUCUGAAAAUGCUGUUCAGGUAGAGUGAGCCCAAGCGACGAGGUCACACUGAUUGUGCUAAAACGUGCAGCCACUUAUUUUAACAGCCACAAACAUGCCCUCCGAACGACAUGUGGUCGUUCCAGGGGAAGUUGCUGCUCCUAAGGCCCGCCUGAUCUUUUGGCUCGUCGGUCUCACCCAGCUAUGGUCAACGACCAUGAUUCAGACUUCUUGUUGGUCACUGCUCGACGACUGUUACGCAUACAAGGACGUCCGAGCUCUCGGAGCUCACACUCCUCAUAGCGUCUUGUCUUUACAUUUUCUGCUUAUACGACUAGUCACGUUUGAUCUGAGAUCCGGGAAAGGCAAAUCACGUGCUUAACUAUUUCAUUAGACUAAACUUUUACCGGAGCAGAGAGCCGGGCUUGUUUCAACAUGCGAUUGGACCCG